Gopherus flavomarginatus (Mexican gopher tortoise) is the source of this 2634-nucleotide messenger RNA. RefSeq names its product synapse differentiation inducing 1 (gene SYNDIG1). Gene Ontology annotation, cellular component: postsynaptic density membrane; intracellular membrane-bounded organelle; synaptic vesicle membrane. Bases 730 to 1650 code for a protein of 306 amino acids. The record is from RefSeq and is a predicted model, not a curated record. NCBI's taxonomy places the organism in Eukaryota, Metazoa, Chordata, Testudines, Testudinidae. The transcript is spliced from 8 exons. Gene Ontology annotation, biological process: synaptic vesicle clustering; positive regulation of synapse assembly.
GGAGGUGGGCGCAGGGCGCAGUUUGCUCCAGCUCCCGAGCCGGGGACGUGCCAGGCCGGCUGCCCGGCGCGGACACAGACUGUCCCGCUGAACACCAAGGGGAAGUUUGUUCUCCGCCCAGGCGAGCUGUCGGGGGCUGCCCGGGGAGAGGCUCCUGGGCUCGCAGCGGGACGCCAGCGCUGCGCUGCGGUCUGCUCCGGCCGGCUGCGGGACGCUGCCGCAGGCAGGGAGCGCGGUGGUGACCGCCCGGGGAUCGGUGCACAGCAGCCCAGGUGUCAGGGCGGUGCAUGGUUCAGGGGAAGGGGCAGGCUUGGACUGUGGGAGCAGAGCCAGUGUCAAGCAGAAUCCUUCUGCAGGAAGAAGCGAUUUGCUCCGUCCCUUCACAGAAAGAAAUGCUGAAUUAUCCAGCCACAUGAGACCCCCCAGCUUUAGAAAACACCUCUUGGGCUCUGAGUCACAAGAAUAAAAGUGAAAAAGAAAAAAGCUGCUAAACAGCUACAGACACAGGUCUUACUGUGCCUUUCAAUGGGGUGCAUGCAUGAGGAUCCUCAGCUGGCAUCCUGCUGGUCACGUGCUCAGAUUGGGGAAGGAGACAGCUGCAAGUGGGACAUGCAUCUCUGUUGCCCAAAUUGAAGAGGGGAGGCAGGAAAAUGGGAGCCAUUACUCCAGCGUGACCAGUGUUUCCGAGUGACCAGCUAAGAUCCCUGUGGGAGGAAGGAAAAGAGCAACAUGGAUGGGCUCCUAGAACAGACCAGUGUGUUAAUGCACAGUAAAAUCGCUGAAGCUGGGAAAAAGAAUGGCUUAAUUAACACCAGGAACUUAAUGGCGGAGAACAGAGAUGGCCUGGUCUCUGUGUACCCAGCCCCACAGUACCAGAGCCACAUCGUGGGGAAUCUCGCUGCUCAAAGCAGGAAUGACCCAGUGCAGCAGCUGCUGGACCCCAAUACGCUCCAACAGACCGUGGAGUCCCACUACCGCCCCAACAUCAUCCUCUACUCGGAAAACGUGCUGCGCUCCUGGGGGGAGAGUGUGAGUGCCGAGUGCUGCGAGACCACCUUCAUUGAGGACCGCUCCCCCACCAAGGACAGCCUGGAGUACCCCGACAGCAAGUUCAUUGACCUCUCCAGUGACGACAUCAAGAUCCACACCCUCUCCUAUGACGUGGAGGAAGACGAGGAUUUCCAGGAGCUGGAGAGGCAAGUCUGGGAAUUCUCCAUCCAGAAACUAGCUUUGAUGUUUGAAAUGCAUGUUUGCAAGAUGCCAGCUCCCAUGUGCCGUAGAGCUUUGAGGUUCCUAGCAUUGGUAUGGGAGCAAUUAACCAUUUCUUCUCUUCACAUCCUUUGCCAGCCUUGGAGCGACUACUCGAGUGACACAGAGAGUGAAGACAAUUUCCUCAUGAUGCCCCCAAGGGAUCAUCUCGGCCUCAGCGUAUUCUCCAUGCUCUGCUGCUUUUGGCCGCUGGGAAUUGCUGCCUUUUAUUUGUCACACGAGACGAACAAAGCAGUGGCCAAGGGAGACUUCCACCAAGCAAGUUCCAGCUCCCGGCGAGCACUUUUCUUGGCCGUGCUGUCAAUCACGAUUGGAACUGGCAUCUAUGUGGGGGUUGCCGUGGCACUGAUCGCUUACCUGUCCAAGAACAACCACUUGUGAGGCUCAGGAGAGAGGAAGAGCCACCUGUGCAGCUCUCGGCAGUGCAGAAAACCACAGCAGCUCGCACGCCCAUGAGACACGCAUGCUGGUGCUAGAUACUGGAAAGACAGGAAAGUGGGUUGAUGGUUUAUGGUGCACACAUCCUGCAUCUUUUCAUCCUCCAACUCUUCUGUGUUUUACGCAAUACUGUGCUCCUACUGGUGAACUAGAACUUGCCCCCGCCGCUGGUUUGCCCCGGCUUGCUAGUUAAUACGUUCGUCUGCGCUGCACUGAUUCUUAGAGGAGCGAUUCCUGAAACGGAAGGUAGGACGCGUUUGCUGAAGGGUGAGCUAGAGGCCUCAGCAUAGAGUGUUGCCUAAUCUUCUUGCAUUCAGUAGGCUACCAUAAGAGGAAAAAAGAGAAAAUGAUUUUCCUUUCCUGCUCUUGGUUCAUUUUAAAAUGAAACAGCUAAGCACGAACACGCUCAGUGCACGGAACAUGACGUUAGUCUAGCAUGGGAUCUGCUGUAAAAUUAAUCCUUCAUGGCAGUCAUGCUGCGUGAGUGACGCUUCUGAGCCACAUAACACAGUCAGGCAGCCUCCGCCUCCCUCAGGGGACUAUGCAGCAGCUAAAUACGAGCAACCCUCAGCAAUGUGUCCUGGGCAAGUAGGGAACUAACAAAGGGAAGGACCACUUUGUAGCCCACCCCGGGGCAGACUCGGACACAGAACAGCAAAGGAGGGCACUCAAAGUCCAACAUCCUGGCACCCCAGCUCAUUCCUAGAAAUCCUGCCCAGCUGCCUCCGCUAGAGAACGGAAGUGGUGCACUGUGAAGGAACUAAGCGUUGUCCUCAUUUCACUGGGCGCAGUAACAGGCUUCUUUGCUUUCUGACACCCCCACCACCACCUUUUCUUUUUCAAAUCUAGCAUUUCUUUCAAGGGAGUUGGUUGACCGGAGAGCUAUAUGUAUAUAAUAAUGCUGAAACAUUGAUCAUUGCAAAUGGC